Coregonus sp. 'balchen' is the source of this 3271-nucleotide messenger RNA. The record is from the annotation of a GenBank genome assembly. Lineage: Eukaryota; Metazoa; Chordata; Actinopteri; Salmoniformes; Salmonidae.
AGUCCAUAAUCUGCCAUGACCUGAGCAGCAGUAAGGAUGCCAGGGGGCCAGUACCAGGUGUCCACCAGGAGGAAGACUCUCCACAGCCGCUAUAGCCUGUCAGUCAGCUCGUUAGGUCGGCAGGAUGAGGAGGAGGAUACCCCGCCCCUAUGCCUCACCCCCCUGGAGAAGCUCACCAUCAAAAUGUGUCAGGAUGAGCAGACCAUCAAGGAGCUGAUUGUGGGCCGUAGGAUUGGUUUCUACAAGGUCCGUGGUGAGAUCGGCUCUGGAACCUUCUCCCACGUCAAAAUGGCCUUCCACGCCCUCACCAAAGGUAAAGGCCACACUGCUGACCGUGCAAAAUUGCAUCAACAAUUAAUCAGUGCAGCUGGUAUCAUCAUCCAUGUAAUGAUGAUAACAGCAUAGCAAUUCAUUAAUGUGACUGUGAAACCACCACAGUAAAGCACAUUGAAAAUGAACUGAGGAAAACACCUGUCUCAAGUGUCCAACACCUCUCACCUUCUCUCCCCCCAGACAAGGUGGCCAUCAAGGUGCUGGAUAAGAUGCGGCUGGACGUUCAGGCCCAGAGGCUGCUCUCCAGGGAGAUCUCCAGCAUGGAGGCCCUGCAGCAUGCCAAUGUGGUGCGUCUGUACGAGGUGGUGGAGUCACACAGCCGCCUCUACCUGGUGCUGGAGUAUGCCGGGGGAGGGGACCUCCACACACACAUCUGCUCCGAGGGCAAGCUGUCAGAAGCCGAGGCCAAGAUCACCUUCGCACAAAUCCUAUCCGCCAUCAAACACAUGGUCCGUAGCAUUCAAUUGAAUACACAUACAGUGCCUUCGGAAAGUAUUCACACCCCUUGACUUUUUCAACAUUUUGUUACGUUACAGCCUUAUUCUAAAAUUGAUUAAACAAAUAAAAAUCCUCAGCAAUCCACACACAAUACCCCUUAAAGACAAAGAAAAACAGGUUUUUAGAAAUGUUUUGCAAAUUUAUAAUAAAGAAAAAACGGAAAUACCUUAUUUACAUAAGUACUCAGAACCUUUGCUAUGAGACUCGAAAUUGAGCUCAAGUGCAUCCUGUUUCCAUUGAUCAUCCUUGACAUGUUUAUACAACUUGAUUGGAGUUUACUUGUGGUAAAUUCAAUUGAUUGGACAUGAUUUGGAAAGGCACACAGCUGUCUAUAUAAGGUCCCACAGUUGACAGGGAAUGUCAGAGCAAAAACCAAGCCACGAGGCCGAAGGAAUUGUCCGUAGAGCUCCAAGACAGGAUUGUGUCGAGGCAUAGAUCUGGGGAAGGGUACCAAAACAUUUCUGCAGCAUUGAAGUCCCCAAGAACACAGUGGCCUCCAUUCUUAAAUGGAAGAAGUUUGGAACCACCAAGACUCUUCCUAGAACUGGUUGCCAGGCCAAACUGAGAAAUCGGGGGAGAAGGGCCUUGGUCAGGGAGGAGACCAAUAACCCAAUUGUCACUCUGACAGAGCUCUAGAGUUCCUCUGUGGAGAUGGGAGAACUUUCCAGAAGGACAACCAUCUCUGCAGCACUCCGCCAAUCAGGCUUUUAUGGUAGAGUGGCCAGACAGAAGCCACUCCUCAGUAAAAGGCACAUGACGGCCCGCUUGGAGUUUGCCAAAAGGCAACUAAAAACAAGAUUCUUUGGUCUGAUGAAACCAAGAUUGAACUCUUUGGCCUGAAUGCCAAGCGUCACGUCUGGAGGAAACCUGGCACCAUCCCUACGGUGAAGCGUGGUGGUGGCAGCAUCAUACUGUGGGGAUGUUUUUCAGCGGCAGGGACUUGGAGUCUAGUCAGGAUCGAGGCAAAGAUGAAUGGAGCAAAGUACAGAAAAAUCAUUGAUGAAAACCUGCUCCAGAGCUCUCAGGACCUCAGACUGGGGCAAAGGUUUACCUUCCAACAUGACAACGACCCUAAGCACACAGCCAAGACAACACAGGAGUGGCUUCGGGACAAGUCUCUGAAUGUCCUUGAGCAGCCCAGCCAGAGCCCGGACUUGAACCCGAUCGAACAUCUCUGGAGAGAUCUGAAAAUAGCUGUGCAGCAACGCUCCCCAUCCAACCUAACAGAGCUUGAGAGGAUCUGCAGAGAUGAAUGGGAGGAAACUCCCCAAAUACAGGUGUGCCAAGCUCAAGAAGAAUCGAGGCUGUAAUCGCUGCCAAAGGUGCUUCAACAAAGUAAAGGGUCUGAAUACUUAUGUAAAUGUCAUAUUUCAGUUUUUCAGUUUUUAUACAUUUUCAAAAAUUUCGAAAAAAAAACGUUUUGGAUUUGUCAUUAUGGGGUAUUGUGUGUAAUUUGAUGACGUAAAAAAGUAUUUAAUUUAGAACAAGGCUGUAAUGUAACAACAUGUGGAAAAAGUCAAGGGGUCUGAAUACUUUCCGAAUACACUGUUUACUGUAGGAUCAGCAAUGUGACCGCAGGUCUUAUUACAGUCCAAUACAGAGAUUCUUGAUAUAAAGGUAUUAUUUUAGUCAAUUUAAAUCAUCAAAUUAUUUCUUACAGUAUGUGUAUUGUUUUUGUUUGUAGCAUGACAAAAACAUAAUCCACCGGGACCUGAAGGCUGAGAAUGUACUGUACACCUGUAAUGGCUGUGUGAAGGUGGCUGACUUUGGCUUCAGCACCAUGGUCACCAACUGCAGCGACACCCUGGACACCUUCUGUGGCUCUCCCCCCUACGCCGCACCUGAACUCUUCAGGGACGAGUGCUAUGUGGGUCCGCCAGUGGACGUAUGGGCCAUGGGUGUCCUGCUCUUCUUCAUGGUGACUGGCACCAUGCCCUUCCGAGCCGACACCAUUGGCAAGCUGAGGCUUGCUGUUAUAGGGGGGGUCUACACCCUCCCGCCCUGGGUGCCAGGCCCAUGCCAGCGGCUGAUCCGGGGCAUCCUGAAGCCUGUGCCAGCGGAACGCUAUGCGGUGGACCAGAUGCUGGGCUGUGACUGGCUGCUUCCUGUGGAGUACCCGUGGACUGUGGUGCCACCGUUCCCCCUCAACCCUCUGCGCCUAGCGGAUGCAGAGCCAGGGGAGCUGGAUGAUGAGGAGGAGGAGAUCAGGGCCUCCCUGGAGGAGCUGGGUGUCAACAUGGAACACAUACGCAACAACGAGGGCAAGGAUAGCCGCAGCCCCAUCACCGGACUUUACCGCAUCCUCUUACACCGCGCCCAGAAAAGGCGUGGCGCCGAGACUGUGCCCGUGGUCGGAGGGUUGAUCCGGGACCCUAAGAGAGAGGGCCUCCGAGCCUACAGAGGUCUGAUGCACUCCUCCAGGUUAUGUGUCCUUCAGUAA